UGAUUUACACUCGGUGGUGUUUUCCUCCAGUUCUCAUACAUCGAUCCAGGAUCCAGACACUAGAUUUGCUGCUAAGCAACACCGCGGUUACCAGCCCGCAAGUGCAACACGAGUACUGUGAUAUAUUUUGUAUUUAUGUUAUUAUCAGAUUUAGUAAUAUUACUGAUUGGAGAGUACAUUGCUUGCAAGACAACAAGCCAAUGUUAUACAUCUUUGUAUGAGCAAAAUACGAUGUUAGCAACAGUAUAAUAAGACAAUAAAGCGAUUGAAGCCUGAAAAAUCGACAGAUCACGGAAAACAGCAGUACUAAGUUGUAGAACAAGGAUGUGAGGUCAUAAAAUAAACCCAAACAUCUGAAGGAGCCCAUGGGAUCAGAACGGAUGGAGAUGCGCAAGCGGCAGAUGUCGGUGCAGCAAGAGACAGGGAGCACUGCACAAGCACAGCCGGAUACAGGGAGCACUGCACAAGCACAGCCGGAUACAGGGAGCACUGCACAAGCACAGCCGGAUACAGGGAGCACUGCACAAGCACAGCCGGAUACAGGGAGCACUGCACAAGCACAGCCGGAUACAGGGAGCACUGCACAAGCACAGCCGGAUACAGGGAGCACUGCACAAGCACAGCCGGAUACAGGGAGCACUGCACAAGCACAGCCGGAUACAGGGAGCACUGCACAAGCACAGCAGGACACAGGGAACAGAGGAUCCAAUGCCUGCUGCUUCUGCUGGUGCUGCUGCUGCAGCUGCUCGUGUCUUACUGUUAGGAAUGAAGAUGAAGAUGAGAGGCCUGCAAGAGCCUCCCAUGACGUCAGGGCGGAAGGCACCCCAAGCUGUGAAGAAAGCCCAAAGCCGACACUGGAGGAGGUGGGCUCCUGGGGGCAGUCCUUCGACAAGCUAAUGAAAAGCCCCGCCGGACGAAACGCUUUCCGUGAUUUUUUACGAACAGAGUUCAGCGAAGAGAACAUGCUGUUUUGGCUAGCCUGUGAGGAACUUAAAAAGGAAACCAACAAAAGUGUCAUAGAAGAAAAAGCACGGCUUAUAUAUGAGGACUAUAUUUCAAUCCUUUCGCCUAAAGAGGUCAGCCUGGACUCCAGAGUUCGUGAAGUGAUCAACAGGAAUAUGCUUGAGACAACAUCCCACACAUUUGACGAUGCACAGCUGCAGAUAUACACCUUAAUGCACAGAGACUCGUAUCCACGAUUCAUGAACUCCUCAGUCUACAAGGACCUGCUCCAGACCUUAUCGGAACCAUCCUCAGAAUCUUAGGAACUGUCUUUCUUUUUUCUUAAAUUAUUUAGAAUAGAAAAUGCCAGUGGGCCAAGUGGUCACUCACAGGGACUUUAGACCUAUAGGAUCUGCCCCUGAAAUGUAUACUCAGGCCUAUUUUACUAUGGAUUUUAAAGUCUCAAAUCUGCAGAGGGCUCACCACCACCAACUGAAUGCAACUUCAGACCAACUUAGCAAAACACUCCAAAGGAUAACUCAAGAAAAAAAGUAAAAAAUAAAAAAGCUUGUUGUGUUUUUUAACUAUGUGUGUGUGUAUA
Molecule: messenger RNA, 1543 nt
Organism: Acipenser ruthenus (sterlet)
Lineage: Eukaryota; Metazoa; Chordata; Actinopteri; Acipenseriformes; Acipenseridae
Product: regulator of G-protein signaling 20-like
Exons: 5
Coding region: 366-1265 (299 amino acids)
Source: RefSeq, a predicted model, not a curated record